This is a messenger RNA of Penicillium griseofulvum, 738 nucleotides long. RefSeq lists its product as uncharacterized. The record is from RefSeq and is a predicted model, not a curated record. NCBI's taxonomy places the organism in Eukaryota, Fungi, Ascomycota, Eurotiomycetes, Eurotiales, Aspergillaceae. The transcript has a single exon. Gene Ontology annotation, molecular function: aminoacyltransferase activity. Bases 1 to 738 code for a protein of 245 amino acids.
AUGUAUCCAUUUUCUAUCUCUGAAGACUCGGCUGCGGCUGGACGCUGCAUUGUGAUCCUAUGCAUGGGCAAACACCCACUUGACACAGAUGAAAACAUCAAGGAUCUACUUGAUAGUCUUACUGCAAAGCACCACGAUGUCCUAGUCCUUAUCUGUGACGACCCCUGCAAAUACGACCAAAUGAUUCCGAGAAGCAUGACCCUCGAGGUUGCUGAAAGUAUGGUUAAAGAAGCUGGUGAUCAAGCAACUGCUCAGAUCAACCGCGUGAUCAAAGACUGGAAGCUUGGUAACGCAACUUCGGCAAAAAUUACGCUUAUCCGAUGGGCUGAUAUAAUCGACGAGGAUUAUACCAAGCUACUCGACGUGGUGGACAGUUUCCGUGGACGAUUUGAAGACCUCAUCCGGGGAAGUGCUGGAGAAUAUAUUCAUCGCCGGGUUCCAACAGCUACUCUCAAUGAGAGACGGCUAGGAUACUUUUCUCAGCAUCUUAUCGACUGUCUACCGCUAUAUCUAUUUGGUGCCACAUAUGGCGGUAACCGGUAUUCAUAUGCUUACCAUCCUAUUUUUACACCCGGUGGAACCGUUCACGAUCUAGCCGCGUCCUAUAGGUCACCGAUUAUGGAUGUGGUUGAUGCCUAUCGGAGUGAUAUAGAGUUCAUGGAGGAGGCGCGCAGGAUUGUCUUAGACAGUCCUUCUAUGCAAUGGAACCGUGUUUUUUUCGACAAGCCAGUUAUCUGA